Mirounga angustirostris (Northern elephant seal) is the source of this 713-nucleotide messenger RNA. It is a transcript of the gene SNRNP25, whose product is annotated as small nuclear ribonucleoprotein U11/U12 subunit 25. The coding region runs from base 212 to 583 and encodes 123 amino acids. NCBI's taxonomy places the organism in Eukaryota, Metazoa, Chordata, Mammalia, Carnivora, Phocidae. The transcript is spliced from 5 exons. The record is from RefSeq and is a predicted model, not a curated record. Gene Ontology annotation, cellular component: U12-type spliceosomal complex. Gene Ontology annotation, biological process: mRNA splicing, via spliceosome.
CCCCCUGGCGGUCCCAGGGGCUCUACUGCGGUCCCCGCGUCGGUGGGGCGCGCGAGCCGGCGGUGCGGGCGGAGCGCGGGAGCGGAGAGGCGCUCUGGAGCCGGCCGAGGCGGAGGCUGCUGUGCGGCCCGAGGCGCCCGAGGACGAUGAGGACGAAGAGGAGGCGCUACCGCACUCCGAGGCGGUGGACGUGUUCCAGGAGGGUCUCGCCAUGGUCGUGCAGGACCCGCUGCUCUGCGAUCUACCGAUCCAGGUGACUUUGGAAGAGGUCAAUUCCCAAAUAGCACUAGAAUAUGGCCAAGCAAUGACAGUCCGAGUGUGCAAGAUGGAUGGAGAAAUAAUGCCUGUGGUUGUGGUACAGAACGCCACAGUCCUGGAUCUGAAGAAGGCCAUUCAGAGAUACGUGCAGCUCAGGCAGGAGCGUGAAGGGGGCAUUCAGCACAUCAGCUGGUCCUAUGUGUGGAGGACCUACUACCUGACCUCCGCAGGAGAGAAGCUCACAGAGGACAAGAAGAAGCUUCGAGAUUACGGUAUCCGGAAUCGGGAUGAGGUGUCCUUCAUCAAAAAGCUGAGGCAAAAAUGAACCUCCAGACGAGGACAGCUCUGUGCUGGUGGCCUGUACCCAGCUGGGACACAGCUGAGCCCUAGGUCCAAACAACCGAAUGAUGGGGCAAAUGGGCCUGGCCCUGUGUACAAAAUAAAUCUACUUGCUU